AUGGUUUUUCUCAUUAGAGAAAGAGCGUGGGAAAAAAACGAGAUAAAGCGUGACAAACCUCAUCAAUGCGAUGUUUGCGCGAAACGGUACAAGAGCAAGAGGAGCCUGAAGAACCACAAGAAGUACGAAUGCGGAGUGGAACCGCAGUUUUCCUGUCCCCACUGCGAUUACAAGUCCAAGCAGAAAGGGACUUUGAAAACUCAUAUCGCCUGCCGGCACAUGCUAAAUUCCAUGAUUUGGAAAAAAUACAAAUGCUCAGGAUGCUACAAGGCGUACCGACACGUGCAGAGCCUGAACAACCAUAGGAAGUUCGAAUGCGGCAAGGAGCCGCAGUUCGUAUGCCCGUUCUGUUCCUACAAGUCAUGGCAGAAGGUCAACCUGAAACGCCACCUCUUCCUCAUCCACAAAGCCCACUAUAAUUCGGUCCAGGACAAAACCUCGAGGCCCAAACAGUCUCCAGUGAAAACCACAAUCGCCAAACCUCAACGAUUGUACUUUACAGGGGCGAACUUCGUUUGCGAUGUCUGCUCAAAGUCGUACAAGUACCUGAGGAACCUCAGGAGCCACAAGAAAUACGAAUGCGGGGUCGAGCCCAAGUUCUCCUGCCCCCACUGUGACUACAAGGCGAAGCAAAGGGCCCACCUCAAGUCCCACAUCAUCAUGAAACACCCCGCCUCGACUUCCUAUCAAAAGUUGUAUCUUUACGGAAAACAAAAGCGAGAAGAGAGAAUGUUCAGGUGUAUCGACUGUGGAAAGUCUUACAAGCAUAACUCCAGCUUGUACAAGCACAGGAAAGACGAAUGCGGAAAGGAACCGCAGUUCUCCUGCCCAGUUUGCCCUUUCAAGUCGAAGCAGAAGGCAAAUUUGAAGUCGCACGUUUUCAAAAAGCACUACUCCUUCGGGCAGUUCUUCCGGCCGGAGCAGAAACAAUCGAGCGAAAAAUUCGAAUAAUCUUUUAUUGCUGUUUUUCUAUAAAAUAAAAAAGACUGGGAAAUGUCGCUGUUCUUAUUCUUACCACCAGGCCCCUUUGUUUCUGAAUAGAUUUUUUGUCAACGAUUUUAGAACAACAUAGACACAGAAACAAAAGUGAAAUUUUGGGCGAUUCGAUUUUUUUUAAUAAGAAAUUCCCAUUUUUAUACCAAAGAAAAUGCACAUAGUUAUCCCCUUUUACGAAUAGAAAUUUUGCGUUUUUGUGUCUUAUAUGUUUUACUUUGUAAUUACCAGUUAAAUCCAUUAGAUUUCGUAGUCCGAUUGACCAAAUAACAUAUUUUCUUUUUUUAUGAAAGGUAUUGGUCGAGAUAAAAAAGUCAGUGUCACUAGCGGGAUUCGAACCCACGACCUUCGGCUAAAUACUUCGCUGCUCUACCACUUGAGCUAUCGUGACUUCGAUCCGCUCGGACACCAACUUCCCAACCCACCUUGCGAAUUUUCCCCCUAUUUGCCAAUUUUCUAAUUACCUUUAUUUUAUUUUGUCUUCUUAUUUUUUGGCAAUACUCGAGGCGAAUGCAUUUGUAUGCUUUCCCAUGUAUUGUUACUUCCCUUGCUCGUUCUACAUAGUUAUAUGUGUUAUUUCCGUCUUGCCCAUGUGUUGUUAAUACUAUUGUUUUACUUGUCUUUUUUUAAUGUGUUUUUAUAUAAUCAGUUCUUUGUUUGUAUUUUAUGUUUGUACUAAGUGUUAUUGUAAAGUUUUCUCUUCUUUUCAUGUUGUUUGUAUUUUAAUCAACUUACCGUUCAAUAUAUAGACAUUGUUUGAUGUGGUUGAUCCCGACCAACGGUGGGUUUAGUCUUUAGAUGUGCAACUAAGUAGCAUCAUCAUGUCUAUGUCAUGCAACACUGCGCCUUUCUGUCCAUCGGUUCUUGUUCAAACCUUGCCUACUUAUCCAUGGACUAUAGAAUAACCAUACUACUUGACAAACUGUUAAGCUAGACAUGCUAGUAUUGCCAACCACUGCGCAAUGAUGUAUUGUCAUUUAGAAAAAAAAAUAAACCAAAGCCUUACCAAAAAAGGUCUGGAUUAACGGUAAAGUCCCUCGUACUCCGUAAAAAUCGGCCGAAUGAUUAAUUUAUAGCUUGUUUUCUUUCAGGGCAGCGACGUUUCCCUUGCCUGCGCUGCGGUAAAUCUUACAAGUACAAAAGCGGCCUCAAAGAACACCAAAAGUACGAGUGCGGAGUCGAACCCCAGUUCCAAUGCCCGCACUGCCCUUACAAGUCGAAAAUCAAGGGCAACCUCAAGACUCACAUAGCCGUGCGACAUAUCAUCAUUUGAUGUUCACAAGGUUAAACAUGUUUUGAUCUUGAUGCGUUGUCUUCCAAAGGAGAUACACAUGGGAUAUCUGAUGCGAAACGAAACGGACCGUUGUUCACCCUUUGACACGCUGAAUUAACAAAAAAAAUGCUUCUUACACGUUCACAUUUUUACCGUCUUCGUGAUCGUCAAUAAACAAUGUUUUAUCAUGAUGGCUGGGGCGUCGGUGGCCGCAACGAUUUAGGCGUUGUCACGGCGCUCAUCAGUGUAAGCCGGCAGAGCUGCCUUGAAGUCCGAGAGUACAGUAAAGAAAUCUCAACUGUUCUUCUCGCUUGGCACGAACCCCGAAGAGGGGUUAAACAAUGACAGUCUUUCCUGGUUCACCUGCGUCCGGUGCAAGAAGGUCUACAAGCACAAGCAGAGCCUCAGACUCCACGUCAGGUACGAGUGCGGUAAAGACCCGCAGUUCUGCUGCCCUUACUGCCCCCACAAAGCCAGGCAGAAAGGCAACUUGAGGAUGCACGUGUUUCGAAUACAUAAAAACAUAGUGCCACAUUUGAUAUAAAACCUACUAGUCAAAAAAAAAAAAAUCUGUAACUAGAAUCGGUAGUGUAUGCAAAUUGCUUCGCUCGUUAAAGAAACCAAAGAAAAGUGUUUUAACAUGUUUUUACUCGAAAUAAAGAAACCGUUGAUAGAA
Molecule: messenger RNA, 2942 nt
Organism: Cimex lectularius (bed bug)
Lineage: Eukaryota; Metazoa; Arthropoda; Insecta; Hemiptera; Cimicidae
Product: zinc finger protein 135-like
Exons: 10
Coding region: 1-951 (316 amino acids)
Biological process (GO): regulation of transcription by RNA polymerase II
Cellular component (GO): chromosome
Molecular function (GO): chromatin insulator sequence binding
Source: RefSeq, a predicted model, not a curated record